Callithrix jacchus (white-tufted-ear marmoset) is the source of this 5842-nucleotide messenger RNA. NCBI's taxonomy places the organism in Eukaryota, Metazoa, Chordata, Mammalia, Primates, Cebidae. The record is from RefSeq and is a predicted model, not a curated record.
AUGCAUCUCUCACCGCCCCGACUGGAGUCCAGCGCAGGGAGGCAGUGGUUGGGGGGGGAGGCGGGUUGCCAAGUCCCAACGUUGGGUUCUCCCUCCUCCUUCUUCUCCUCCUCCUCCUCCGCCUCCUCCCACCCCCCAACCGUCCCAGCCGCCACCAGCAGUCCAAAUACCAGCUCAAUCGCAGAGACCGCGGCGCUGCGGCUGUUGCUGCUGCUGCUGCCGCCGCCCGCGGGCGCGUCCUCUGCAGCCCCCAUUCGGGCCCAUCUCGGCGGGCGGAGAAAGUGGCUUUUCCAUUCGAAACGCUACUGGGCAGCCAGGGCAGCUGAGGACAGGCCGGAGGGACAGGCUUAUCCCUGCCCCUCGCUGCAGUCGGCAGGGGAGAAGGGCAGGGGACAAGGGCGGCAGGCGAAGGGGGAGGUUUGGAAGGGUUCGGGAAGACGGCUGUUCUCUGGGAGGCGCUGCCGCUGCAGUUACUUCUCCCCUCCUCCCUCCCUCCUCCUCCUCCUCGGAGAGUUGCCGAGAGCCCCAACCAAAACAAGCCGCGGCGUCUGGCUCUGCGCGCCGGCCCCCUCCGACCGCGCCGCCGUCUCACUCAGAGGAGAAAAACACGUGACGGAGCCUCCGCGCUCGGCAGCCGGGCCGCCGCCGCCGCCGCAGCCGGGAGGCUCCCGCCCGGGUCUCUACAUUCCGGGCCGAUCCCGCCCCGCGCCCGCCCCUCUCCGCCCCCCGGCCUUGCCGCAGCGGCGCCCGCGCCGAGCCCCCGCGCAGCGCUAGGACAGCGCCCCUGUGCGGCCACCAGCUCGCGCGCAGCGCCUCCCUCCCCGUGCGCUACCCAGGGCGCCCCAGGCCCUCAGGAAUCCCCGCGGCGGGCGCGGGCGGGGGUGUUUGGGUGGCUACCCGAAAGCACGAGGGGAGUCUGGGAAAACGGGAGGGGGCGAGCUCGGGAAGACGCAGGAGUGAGGGUGGGGGCGACGGGGGGGUACUGCGGCUGUGGAGCCCCUAGUGGGAGGCCCGGGGGAGGCGGGGGCGCGGGAGCUGGGUUGCCUCUUACCUAGCAGGUAAGAUCGACCCGCGGGAGGGAGGUUUCUAUUCAAGGCUGUUUCUCCCAGAAAAUAUACAAGCUAGAUUUCGGCUUCAGGGUGAUAGGCCAUGGUGCGGGGAUCCGUAUUUUUGUAAGGUUUUCCAAAGGACUUCUGGGCCAGCCUUCCACCUUGGAAUCCCUGGAUUUGCUGCCGUGAGGUUCCUGGAAGGAACAGAGGGACGCCCAAGGGCAGUGACUGGGGGCAGUUAUGGUCACUGCCAAAGGAGAACAGGGAUUUCCCAGGAAGCUGCUGAUCAGUUAGGGAGAAACUGUAAAUAUCACCUUUUCUCCUAUUCCCCUGGCCUAUCCAUUUGAGGGGGAUUCACACCUAAGCCUCAGGGCAUGGGGGAGGGGAAAUGAAAGGUCCCUUAUCAUAUUACGAAGUCUCUCCGUGACUUUAAAAAACUGUUACGGACUUACAGAGGAUUCAUAAGGCCAAAACCCGACUAUGCAAAUAUUGGCUGAAAUGUUUGUUUCACACACAGCUUCCACACCCAUUGAACCACCCUAUAAAUGUUUAACCUUGACCACAAGGAUAAUCGGGAGAAAACAAGGAUGGUGCCAGCUCAACAGUACAGGAAAAUGGGUACUUCAUGAGUGUACCAGGUCCGCAGCCUGGGUCUACUUGAAGCUCCUCUUUCAGGGUUACCUUGCGGUACCAGUCUCCCCACAAGCAAACGCUCCCAAGUUUUUUGUUGUUUUAAGCUGACCUAUAAACAAACAGUUUGUCCCUGCUUGCUCGCCCGGCACUAAGGAUCCACAGAGAUGUCACUCGGUUUAAUGUUGUCGCAUGUUGAUGCCUGACUCGUUUGGGGUUGCCGCCCCUUUUCCAAGCCGGGACCCUGCUCAGCCUCCGGCUCCCAGGCACUGCAGGAUGCUGGUGGGGCAAGCAGCAGUCCAAGCGCUGGGCAUGCUCAGUGGCCGGGACCCGCCGGGCCGCAGGGGAGCGCGCCUCGGCCCAAUGCGGGCUGAGGGGCGGGGCGAGUUUCCCGGGGUGGCCUGCUGAUUGGUGGGAUGGCCUGUUUUUCAAGCCUCGCACUGCAGAGGGAAGGUGGGGAGAGGGGGUGAGGGUACCAAGGUAGGUUACAAAGCGUAGUAAAAAAAGAAAAAGAAGAAGAAGAUGAUGAUGAAGGAGAAAAACAACCAUAGGCUCCAUUCAGAGGCGUGCGAUACGUGAAUUAGGGAGAUCCGGCAUCUGCAAAGGGGCUCCUCCCCACCUAAGCCUGGGAGCCUCUGGUUUCUCCUCUCCCCUUCCUGUUCCCGGUGGUCAUGCAGCUUCAUCUAAACCUGGUUAAUCUAUAAUUUGAGUACACAUGUUGCAUUGAAAGCCCUCCCUUCUUUUUCUCUGACAGCUUAGUGAUGUGGGCACACGUGCCCACUACAGCAAGGCUAUUAAUAGCAGAUAUUAGGAAAUGGAAGCGAGGCGACACAGUGACCGAAAUUCUGGGGAGUAUAGAGUGCCUUAUGGGGGGCGGGGCAGGGAGGUGCGGAAUAGAGACGCCUGAAGUUGGUGGAAAAGCGUGACUGUGUACCUGGUUUUACCCUAGACAGGAAAAGAGCGAGAUAAUAAAAGGGUUGUUUACUAGUAAUAGUGUAAUCCAGAUAAGGCCAAAGGGCUUUUUACAGGUUUGACGCUUAGCGCUGGGAUGGCGGUAGUGGAGUAUUUCACAUUUUGUAAGACUACAAAUCAAAUCCAUAGACAUUUACUUUUCAAAUUGCCCCGUCCCUACCUCCGUCCCUCCAGACCCCCAGAAAAGCUAAAUAAAGGUACUGUACCUCUAUCUAUAGGAGAAAAAUACUCCUUUCUGGAAGGAGGAAAUGGUUGGAAAUUUUAUUUACACAUAUUUUACAAUAAUCUUCAUAGAAAGGAUUUUGAUCAUAAAAACCUAAUUAUGAUAAAACGUUUUAAACAUAUAGCUCUCAGUGUUAAAGCAUUUCUGCUUUAAAAAAUCACAAUUUCAGUUGCUAAAUAUUCGAUAAAAAUUAUGAAAUAAGCCGCACGGUGCACUGAAAUAUUAUGUUCAGACCAAUGGGUUUCCUAUGGAAGAUAAUCACUGAUCAUAGGAUAUUAGUGCCAUUUUUUCUACUUGCUGAUGUUUUACUACCAAUUUAAAUGUGGCUAAUAUUUGUUAUAAUUAUACUACAGUACCUUCAAUUGUUCGCUGCAUUUUUUACUACUGGGCUGAGAUAACUGGAAAUUGAUUUACAUUUGGUUCAUGCAAUAUAUAGAAUAGAAAGAGACCCGUUUGUGGGAUCUCACUGAAGUAAUGCUGAGCAGGUGUGAGUAUUAUUCUGUCACCCAAGCUAAAUUAGUCUUUUGGUGUAUUAUAAUGAAAUACACUGUAUGAAAAAUUUACUCCUCACUGAAAAUUCACAGAACAGCAAAGCAACCUAUAACGGAAAUAUGUUGCUCAAUGCUGCCAUCUAUAGGAGAGUUACAGCCGAUUUGUGUAAUACGCUAAGGUGCAUUUUAAGAGAGCUAAAAUAGUGAUUGGUCACAGCAUUGCAACAACUAUGUUGAUGUCACUAAUACAGUUCUCAUUCAAGGAGUUAAGAGUUUACAUGCUUGGGGCAAUGUGUCUACAACUAGCUUUAAAAUUGAAUUAUUGGUUUAUGUAUGAUAUAUAUCCAUAAAGUGCUUGAGCUGGGUGGAUGUAAAACUAAACAUUUGAAAAUGAUAAAGCACAUCAUGUCUUGUGUCAAAACAAAUGUUUUCCUUAAGAUGUAUGGGUCAUAACUGGAGGAGCUAUUUAAAUACUGACAUCUCUUAGAAUUGCUUUUGGCGAUUUAGAACAGUGCUUGAAGGACAAUUGAAAUGUGGAUUUUCUCACUUUAAUGUCUAUUUGUAUUUUAAGAUGGCUCAAUAGUAAUAGGCAUUUAAAUGCCUACUCUGGAAGGCAAUAUGAAAUAUAUAAAAAGGAGACAGCUUCUUAUACCUUUGAUGGAGUAACAAGAGAGUACAAAAUAACAAUAAUUAAUGACUAAAAUGUGUGUGUGUGUGUGUGUGAGAGAGAGAGAGAGAGAGAGAGAAAGACAGAGAGAGGAAGAGAGAUAUCAAAUGACAAAUAAGUGGUGUUUACUUCCAUGAUGGAUGAAAUAACUAAAUAAAUCUUUACAGAAGAGAGGAACUUUAAGCUUGAACUUAAAGUGAGCUAUAACUCAGAUAAAUGAUUGGCAGGUUUUUUCCCCACACAAGUUUUUUGGAACGCCAACUUGUGUUAGGCAUUAGGCUGGACACUGAGAAUUUAGAUAUCAAAGACAUACUACCCACAGGAAGCUCACAUUGAAAAUAGCAGACAAAUGAACACAAUUACAGAGCACUAUGAUCUCAUUUGUGGAAAAAAUAGGCACAGGGCAAAUGAGAUCACAUAACAACCAAUUGCCUUCUGACGUAAACAUUCUAAUUUACAGACAGUACAAUUUGGGAGUCUGAAAGGUACCUCUUCCCUUAAAAACUUUGUUUUCUCAUGUAAUUGAAAUCUUUCAUCUACUCUAUUUUAAAAAUAUAAACUAGACUAAUUAAAAGUGAGCUGGAAAGUAACACUUGGCUUGCAAAUCUGCUACAUCUGCUAUAUCUCAAAGCCACAGAUCUUGUUAAAAUUCAGGUUCUUGUUAAAUGCAGAAGGUCGAGGGCAGGCUGAGAUAUUGCAUUUUUAACACACACUAGGUGAUGCUGAUUCUGCUGGGUAAGUGGCAGAGUUCUAAUGACUGAUGAUUAAUUAAAAGGCACAAUAAUUUCAUGCUGUGAUAUGAAAGCAGGGCACUUAUAUUUUAGUAUUAUAUACAUACAAAGAGAACAAUAGCAAGAAAAAUUCUACUUAGGCAUCAUUGUAUUUGGGCUUCUCUCUUCUCAAUCGCAGGCAUCAAAUCUUUCUGAUAAGCAUGAAGAGUUAUUUUCGAACAGUUGUGUUAGUGUUUUCCAAGGUGUGAUUAAAAAUGGAGAUUUCUUACCUCAUCCCAGUCCUACUGAACCAAAAUCUCUUAGGGAAGGAUGGGCACCCCCUAAUUUACAGUUUAAGCAGCAUUACAAUAGAUUAUUAUUUACAUUAAUAUUUAAGAAUCAUUGGCUUAAACACAAAGAAAAAAAUGUCAUUAUGUACUUCUGGAAUUAGCAAAUGCACAGCCUUAACCAGUCAACAAAGAUCUUCACCUGUGGGCUGUUUUCUACAGCUGAGUAGUAAACCAGCUGUAACCCAAACCUGCAUGAGUCUCCCAAUAUGAAUUGAUUUUCCUUUGAAGAAAAUCAAUUACUGGCAAUCAGCUAGUGAGAAUCCAGUUCUGCUCUCAUUUUAAUUUCAUCCCUCAUCUAUUCUAGGGAACUGAGGGAAAAUAAAGGCACCAAGAACUAAUAUGGGAUUUCAGAAAGACAGUAAUGCCCUCAAGAGAUGAUUUCAAAACACUUGCUGUUUUGGGAGUAAAUAAAGCAUGAAAUAAACAGAUGGAUGAGGUUGGAGGAAAUGCAGGAGGUUAAACUCCAUGCCAUUGUUUAAUUCUUUCACUUCAGAAAUUCUACUGAUUGAUUGUUGAUUUUGGGGGGUUAAAUCCAUAACUGAUAUUUGUCUAAAAGACUAGGUCCUGGUCCACGCAUGGUAACUCAUGCUUCUAAUCCCAGCAAUUUGGGAGGCAGAGGCAGAAAGAUCCUUGAGCCCAGGAACUCAAGGUUGCAGUGAGCUAUGAUCAUGCCACUGCACUCUAGUCUGGGUGACAGAGUGAGACUUUGCUUCUAAAAAUAAACAAAAAGACAGACUAGCUUUCGCUUUU